AUGCUGGGUCUCUGGGCCAGGUCGUGCCAACGACCUCCAGUAUCCAUUUUCAUCAACUUGAAGGGUUCGAAUUCGCCGUUGGACAGUACACAGAAAUACCAUGUUCAAGUCGCGUUCAGCAUCCGGAAUUGGGUUUUUAGAGACAUUAAUGCCUCUUAUAUUACUAGAUCACCCCUCCGAAGGUUUAAUUCAACAAAAGCGACGCCUCCGACGCCUCGACCUCCCGAACUGCUCCCCAAACGGUCGCUCCUCUCACGCUUUAUUCCCUCAUCUUUGACCUCAAAGGAUGCAAAUGGAUCUUCUUCUUUCGGUAAAAUUAUGUCUUUGGCGAAACCAGAAUGGAAACCAUUGACAAUGGCCAUUGGUUUACUCUUGGUCUCUUCGGCUGUUUCGAUGAGUGUCCCAUUUACUAUUGGCAAACUUAUUGAUUUCUUCUCUACCACAAACCCACAAAUUCCAUUUGGCUUGUCUGUUUGGCAAGCGUCUGGUGGUCUCAUGCUAUUGUUUACAUUGGGUGCCACUGCAAAUGCUGGUCGUGCUAUUCUCAUGCGACUAUCGGGUCAGAGAAUCGUCGGCCGUCUUCGCGAACGAACAUAUGCCGCAGCCCUUAGACAAGAGGUAGAAUUUGUCGAAAGAGGUGAAGGUGAUGUUCUCAGUCGAUUAACCACAGACACAAGCAUUGUUGGUGAAAGCGUCACCCAAAACUUAUCUGAUGGUCUCCGUGCCAUUGUGAUGUCAACAGUUGGAUUGGGUGCAAUGAUUUAUGUUUCACCGAAGUUGACGAUGUUGAUGUUGGCUGUCGUUCCACCGGUGUCUUUGGGAGCUGUAUUUUACGGUCGCUAUCUAAAACAACUCUCCAAUAAAACACAAGAAGCGAUGGGUGAAAUGACCAAGAUUGCCUCAGAAUCUCUUACUGCUUUGCGCACAGUUCAAUCGUAUAACGCUAUACCACAAGAAGAAGAAAAGUUCCACCAAAAAAUUCUGAAAGUGCUGGCACUUGCCAGAAAAGAAGCCAUUGCUAGUGGUAUAUUCUUUGGAAGCACCGGAUGGAGUGGCAACAUCACUCUCUUGGCCCUUCUUUCCUAUGGUGGCACACUGGUCUCUCAUGGAGAUAUAUCUAUGGGCGAUUUAACAAGUCUCUUACUUUAUACAGUUUAUGUGGGAAGUGGCUUACAGAUGCUUACCACCUUCUUCUCCUCUAUUAUGCGUGGAGUUGGUGCAGGUGUGCGUGUCUUCGAAGUUCUUGACAGGAAACCAGAAAUACCGUACGGUACGGGCGAAGAAGUUCCGGGCAACCAAUUCGAAACCAUCAAGUUCGAACGUGUGCAUUUCGAAUAUCCCAGCCGUCGAGGCAUUGAGAUCUUGAAAGAUUUUAACUUGGAGCUGAAAGCCGGAGAAAGUGUUGCUAUUGUCGGCGAGAGUGGUGGUGGAAAGUCAUCUAUUCAUUCACUCCUUCUCCGCUAUUAUGAUCCAGUCCAGGGAAAGAUUACUUGCGAUGGAAAAGACAUCCGUGAUUUUUCAACAACUUCAUGGCGAUCAAUCAUUGGCGUUGUUCCUCAAGAUCCGGUUUUGUUUACUGGAACAAUAGCGUCUAAUAUCGCCUUUGGGAAUCCAGGGGCGACCCGUGAAGAUAUUGAACAUGCAGCACGAGAGGCCAAUUGCGAGUUCGUAUGGGGUAUGCCUAACGGAUUCGACACUGAAAUUGGACGACUCAGUCUCAGUGGGGGUCAGCGUCAACGCCUUGCCAUAGCCCGUGCACUUUUAAAGAAACCAGUUAUACUGGCUCUCGAUGAAGCCACUAGCUCACUGGAUGCAACCUCCGAGCGCAGGGUAAACGACGCUGUCGAUAAGAUCCUGCGUUCACGUCAAACUACGGUACUUUUUGUUGCUCAUCGGUUGUCAACGAUUGCUCGGGCAGAACGCAUUGUUGUUUUAGAAGGUGGGCGUAUCACCGAGUCCGGAACAUAUCGCGAAUUAGUCGGUCGAAAGGAUUCACGUUUCCGAGUUCUCAUGGCGGCUCAGCUCAAUGCUGCUGCAGGAGAGAAGCUCUACCUCGGAGAAGAAAUAGAAACAGAGCAAGAUGAAGACGAUGAUUUGGAAAUCACAGAAGAGGAAGGUGGAUCUUCAGUGUCCGAAAAAACUCGGUCGGCUUCAUCAUGA
Molecule: messenger RNA, 2160 nt
Organism: Psilocybe cubensis
Lineage: Eukaryota; Fungi; Basidiomycota; Agaricomycetes; Agaricales; Agrocybaceae
Exons: 15
Coding region: 1-2160 (719 amino acids)
Biological process (GO): transmembrane transport
Cellular component (GO): membrane
Molecular function (GO): ATP binding; ATP hydrolysis activity; ABC-type oligopeptide transporter activity
Source: RefSeq, a predicted model, not a curated record